This is a messenger RNA of Onychomys torridus (southern grasshopper mouse), 739 nucleotides long. RefSeq names its product hepatitis A virus cellular receptor 1 homolog. NCBI's taxonomy places the organism in Eukaryota, Metazoa, Chordata, Mammalia, Rodentia, Cricetidae. Gene Ontology annotation, cellular component: cell surface. The record is from RefSeq and is a predicted model, not a curated record. The transcript has 6 exons. Bases 62 to 739 code for a protein of 225 amino acids. Gene Ontology annotation, molecular function: phosphatidylserine binding; virus receptor activity. Gene Ontology annotation, biological process: phagocytosis, engulfment; positive regulation of mast cell activation.
CCACCAUCUAGGCAUAACAGUAAUAAGAAGCUGUGGCUCUCCUACCUAAGUGGACAAAACCAUGAUGCAUCCUCAAGUCUUCAUUUCAGGCCUCAUACUACUUCUCCCAGGUGCUCUGGGUUCUUACCCAGUAGUGGAAGGUGUGGUGGGUCACCCUGUGACACUGCCAUGUACUUACUCAACAAAUGGGGGAAACACUACCGCAUGCUGGGGCCUUGGCGAAUGUAAGCUUUUUUAUUGUUCAAGAACGCUUAUCUGGACCAAUGGAUAUCAAGUCUCCUAUAAGAGGAAGAGCCGAUACCAGCUAAAGGGUCAUAUUUCAGGAGGAAACGUGUCCUUGACAAUAGAGAAUGCUCUUCAGAGUGACAGUGGUCCAUAUUGUUGUAUAGUGGAGAUCCCUGGAUCUUUCCGUUAUGUGACCUAUUCCUUGGAAAUUAAACCAGAAAUUUCAACAAGUCCUCCAACAAGACCCACAACUACAAGAAGACCCACAACAACAGGAAGACCCACAACUAUUUCAACACAACCCACAUAUGUACCCACAUCAUCCCGAGUCUCCACCUCUACUCCUCCAACACCAACACACAGGCAGAGUCACACACCAGAACCCACUACGAUUUAUCCACAUCUGACAACAGCUGAGGUGACAGAAACCACAUCCUAUCCUCUUGCAGGUAACAAGGUCUCCUCCCUUAUCCCCUUGGAAGGUCCAGAUCUUGAUGAAGCUGGUGAAGAAUAG